Molecule: messenger RNA, 3329 nt
Organism: Haplochromis burtoni (Burton's mouthbrooder)
Lineage: Eukaryota; Metazoa; Chordata; Actinopteri; Cichliformes; Cichlidae
Exons: 6
Coding region: 98-1051 (317 amino acids)
Source: RefSeq, a predicted model, not a curated record
CAGAAAGUGUAAAACAAAACAGGAUGUUCAAACUUCCUGAGUCAAGCUUUACAAGAACUUUGAAAGCUUUACCAGAAUUUUGAAGGCACAUAUCAAGAUGGGUUGCAUUUUAUUUUGGGGCGCAAUUUUGUGGAUGUAUUCAUCUGAAACAAAAGGGCUCCAACAUGUGUUUGUACUGCACGGAAAGGACUUACACUUGGAUGUAGAGAAACCUGUUAAACUUGACAAAAAGACUGACUUUUUCUGGAAGUUUAAUACCAAUAAUUAUGUUGGUAAAAUCAGUUAUAAUAAAGAGUCAGUAUUGUUUGACAGCUAUGAAGUAAGAGCUGAUUUUUUUGGCCAAAAUUACUCUUUGGUAUUGAAAAAUGUAAAACACAAUGACAGUGGAGAUUAUACUGCAGUAGUGACUGGGGGAAAAGAGCAAAGGGUAGGUGAAAUCAAGGUCAUAGUCCAAGAUCCAGUGUCUCCAGUUAAUCUGACAUUGACCUCCAGCAGCUCAGACUCCUGUAACCUGACUGUAACCUGCACUAUAGUGGACCUGAACAUCAGCCGUACUUUUAGAUGUGAUGCUCACAACUGCUCUCUGUUGGAAGAAAAUCCCAGCACCACAGACAUGCUUUCCUCUCUGAUUGUUUACCUGCAGCAAGAUACUGUCUUUUGUAAUCAUAGCAAUGAAGUAAGCUGGAAAAAUAGCAUGAUGGUGCUAAAAUCUCAAUGUGACACGAAGUCAGGCCACAUAGAUGCCAACAAUACCACUGUGACUGUGUGUGUUGUUGUUGCUGCCAUCAUCAUUAUCCUUGUUAUAGGUUAUAUUCAUCAUCGAACGAAACAUAAAAAUACCAGGGAAACCAUUGAAAACACAGUGUAUGCAGUUCCUGAGGUUAUCCGAACAACACCACCCAUGGAACAGAGUCCAAUCAGUGAUACUUCUCCAACAUCCACCUAUAGCUUUGUGAGACCUCACUCUGGACCCAACAGAUCCACUGAGGCCAGAAGCAAAGCUUUGCCCGAGAGCUUGUAUGCCCAGGUAGAAAUUCAUCUCAGAUCCUAAAAUCUCUUCAGAAAGCUUGAAACCUGGAUCCCCCGUAGCCGGUUACCAAGAUUACGUGAAGUACCCUCAGAAGGUCUACUCGAUGAUGUUAAUGCAGCACUAUGGAUGAUACCUACAGCCACGCUUACCGAGACUAACAAGCUGAUCUACAAUACGGCAGCAGUGAUCAGUGAGAUGCUUGUGAGACUGCUUUGAACAGCACACGAAGGACCUUCAUCUGGUGGUUCUUCUUCUCCUUUAGUUUGCACCGAAACACUUUCCCUCUGCUUGGAGUGGAUAUAUAAGAUUGUGGGGUGUUUCUGAUUACAGACCUUACGUUUCUAUGGAGAACCACAAGAGUCACACGCAUCGAAAUAAAGAAUUCUGUGCUUAAAUAAUGAAUUGUAGAAUGAAUUCUGCAUUUGUAAAUUCAUUUUUUGAAUUCCAGUUUAAUAAACUGAUUUUCAAAAAUGCUUUUUAAAAACUUCAUUUCAAAAACUUUUUUUGAAUUCCAAUUUAAUAAAGUGAUUUUCUAAAUGCUUUUUAAAAUGGCGAUUCCACUCCUCAUUUCAAAAUCCAUUUCCCUUUCCUGUUCGCUCAGGAAGUUCUGCAUGUGUGUCCAUGUCAUGUCAUUCUUUGGAGAGACAAAGUGUGAAAUGGAUACACUGGACCAGCAUGUCUAUUAUGCCUUUAUGCAUUCAUAGUUCUUAAAAACUCCAUCUUAUCAUCUCUUGUAUUACCUGCAUGGGUUGAUCAUUAUUUACACUGGGCCCAAUAGUUCCGAUUAACCACUAGCCAAUCAGAAUGCUUAGCAGUCCCCCUGCCUCUAUAAUCAAGAGCUCAGUCUGAUGAUAUAGUUGCAGAACAUAAAUCUGAGGGACUAUAAGCGAACUAAUGUUGCAUUCAUAGAAAGUACAUUUGUUUUGUGAAAACUCUGUUUCAUAUUUUAUGUUCUGAGUUAAUUAGAUCAGGAAAGCGGAGCCAUGCUUGACACCGUGUUAUUACUGCCAAUGUAAGAACAAACUACUUUGUUACAGGUAACAGGUAACAACAGAGUCUGUUAGCACUGCUUCACUAUUUCAGCUAGUAAGUUUAUUGUCAUUGGGGAGAGCUUAUGAUUUAUAAUAAUAUAUACCAGUUUUACUGCCAACACCUAUAUGUAAAACCUAAAAACACAUGUCAGAGGAUAACUGGGUGAUUUUGAGUCGAGUAUAGUGCAAUGUUGAUGUUAAAAUGAUAAAUUUUUUUGGGUGUAAAUAUGAUUCUGUCUUCAUUAUCCCAUAUAUGACUGUGUUCCUGUGAUUUUGACCCUGUAUGUCUGCUUCCUGCCUUACAGUAGGUGUGGCCUUUUUUUGUGUAGCUGACUCUUCUCUGCAAUUAGUGAGCUGUGCAUUGUGGCUGCUUACUCCUGCUUUGUGAAGAGGAGCGUAUGUUGGUGAUUUAACAUCACUUUUAUGUUUAGUAGUCAACUCUUGUCCUCCUGAAAUACAAAGGGACCCCAAAUCUUCUCAAAGUGAGCUGCAAUCCACUAAAGAAAACCAUGGAAGUCCAAAUCCUUCUCAGAAUUAUAAGACAAUAUGGCAAUGCUGAUGAUGAGCAGAGAUGGAGCUGAAUCCAAGUCCACUUUGUAAGUCCACCUUCUGGGCAGCCAUCAAUCCCUCUGGUGUCUCUGCUGGAAUUGUCAGGCGCAGUGGCCCGUGGACAUGGGAUGGACUCAAAUGCAGAUUCAAAACCGGAGGCCAGGGGUGAGGUGUAACGAAAAGAGACUUUAUUUUACAAUGCUCAGAGGCUAACAGAAAGUGCAGACUAGAAUCAAUGAACAUAAACUAGAUGUCUGAGGCGAGAGAAAAAUACUGUGGUGAUAACUAAAUGGCAGGGAUAACUGGGUGCAGGUACUGGGCAGGGGAAACUGUGGCGGGCCAGGGCACUGAAACAGAGGACAGAGCAGUCAGGGGAAUCCCACAGAGGUUUGCGAGUGAAUCUAAGGAUAGUACACUGAGCUGUCUUACAAGCUUGCAGGUGGGGGUUGCGUGGAGGGGGGAGGCAGGAGAGGUCCAGGUGGGUGCUGCAUGCAAUGCAGGGAGGCAGGCAGCAAACUGGUAUCCAGGGGAGCUUGGUAGGUGGGUUUCAGAGGCUGACGAGAAAAACAGAGAUUCGGUUAAUACACACGAUUAGUCACCAAGGAACGGACGUGAGGCCGAGAACUGACUAAAGUUGGCAGAUAAUCUGGCGAAGACCAUUUGAGUGCGCCGGUCAUAAAUACUGCUGGUACGAUUGCCAUCAGGUGAGGAGCAAUAAA